UGUGUUGCGGUUUGUCGUGGUGAUUUAUUAGCUUGGGUUAGGUUUUUCUCCUGAUUCUUUAACUUCUCUUCGGCGUCAUGCCUUUACCCUUUCGAAUGUAUUCUCGAGCGUCAUCUUAAGCAGAAGAGUCUACGAUGUUCCACGUUUUGCUGUCACUUGUUACGAUGUAUGUACAUGGUAAAAAAGGAGUUCCAAGCGCUAAGAUCACUAUAGGCCAUCAGAGAACCUGCGGUACAAAGCUGAUGAUCGUGACAUCGGAAAGUAAGCUGAUAUCUCAAAAGGUACAAAUACUUCCUGUCAACAGAUUCCGUUACGGUGGACACGUGCCCGCUAUAGUAUCAGUCUUCGUAGUACAUGUUGGUUUCGCUCGAAUCCCGCCCUAAGAUGUACAUAUAUGUGAUCGAGAUACGAAAUGCCUGUGUCGUCAACGCCUGUGAGGCAAUAAUAGAUUUCAUUGUAUAAAAUAGGACCAUCUCGUAUCAUAAGA
Molecule: messenger RNA, 487 nt
Organism: Aaosphaeria arxii CBS 175.79
Lineage: Eukaryota; Fungi; Ascomycota; Dothideomycetes; Pleosporales
Exons: 1
Coding region: 135-383 (82 amino acids)
Source: RefSeq, a predicted model, not a curated record